This is a messenger RNA of Alexandromys fortis (reed vole), 5410 nucleotides long. It is a transcript of the gene Grid1, whose product is annotated as glutamate ionotropic receptor delta type subunit 1. Gene Ontology annotation, cellular component: postsynaptic density membrane; plasma membrane. NCBI's taxonomy places the organism in Eukaryota, Metazoa, Chordata, Mammalia, Rodentia, Cricetidae. Gene Ontology annotation, biological process: synaptic transmission, glutamatergic; monoatomic ion transport; modulation of chemical synaptic transmission. Gene Ontology annotation, molecular function: transmitter-gated monoatomic ion channel activity involved in regulation of postsynaptic membrane potential; glutamate receptor activity. The record is from RefSeq and is a predicted model, not a curated record. The transcript has 16 exons. The coding region runs from base 395 to 3424 and encodes 1009 amino acids.
UCCUUGCCUGGGCUCAGACACACAGCCAGCCCGGAGCCGCCGCUCGGGCCGGGCCGCCGCCGCCGCCUCUGCCUCUGCCUCCCCCAGAGCCGCUCGAGCCGCUGGAAGCGUCGCCGCCACAGCCGCGGGCCGCCCCCGCCGCGCCGGCCUGGGCUCGGGCUGCGAGCGCCGCCGCAACCGCAACCGGAGCCGGCGCGGGAGCCCGAGAGCACUGGGCUGGGCUGGGCUGGGGCGGGCGCAGGGCGCAGGGGCGGGAGCGCGGGGGAAGACGCACGGGCGGGCUCGGCUCUCCCGGGGAGCGGCCCGGGACUGCACCGGGACCCGCGCCUCCCCGCUCCGCGCUGCCCUCGGCCUCGCCCCGGGCCCGGGCGGAUGAGCCGCGCGCCCGGGGGACAUGGAAGCGCUGACGCUGUGGCUUCUUCCCUGGAUAUGCCAGUGCGUUACGGUGCGGGCCGACUCCAUCAUCCACAUCGGUGCCAUCUUCGAGGAGAACGCAGCCAAGGACGACAGGGUGUUCCAGUUGGCUGUAUCAGACCUGAGCCUCAAUGAUGACAUCCUGCAGAGUGAGAAGAUCACUUACUCCAUCAAGGUCAUCGAGGCCAAUAACCCGUUCCAGGCAGUGCAGGAAGCCUGUGACCUCAUGACCCAGGGAAUUUUGGCCUUGGUCACAUCCACAGGCUGUGCAUCUGCCAACGCCCUGCAGUCCCUCACAGAUGCCAUGCACAUCCCACACCUCUUUGUCCAGCGCAACCCCGGGGGUUCACCACGAACUGCCUGCCACCUGAACCCUAGCCCUGACGGUGAGGCCUACACACUGGCUUCGAGACCACCUGUCCGUCUCAAUGACGUCAUGCUCAGGCUGGUGACAGAGCUGCGCUGGCAGAAGUUCGUCAUGUUCUAUGACAGCGAGUAUGAUAUCCGUGGGCUCCAAAGCUUUCUGGACCAGGCCUCACGGCUGGGCCUCGACGUCUCUUUACAAAAGGUGGACAAGAAUAUCAGUCACGUGUUCACCAGUCUCUUCACCACCAUGAAGACAGAGGAGCUGAACCGCUACCGGGACACGCUGCGCCGUGCCAUCUUACUGCUUAGCCCACAAGGGGCCCACUCCUUCAUCAAUGAGGCUGUGGAGACCAACCUGGCUUCCAAGGACAGCCACUGGGUCUUUGUGAAUGAGGAAAUCAGUGACCCCGAGAUCCUGGAUCUGGUCCACAGUGCCCUUGGCAGGAUGACCGUGGUCCGACAAAUCUUCCCAUCUGCAAAGGACAACCAGAAAUGCAUGAGGAACAACCAUCGCAUCUCUUCCCUGCUCUGUGAUCCACAGGAAGGCUACCUCCAAAUGCUGCAGAUCUCCAAUCUCUACCUGUAUGACAGUGUUCUGAUGCUGGCCAACGCCUUCCACAGGAAGUUGGAGGACCGGAAAUGGCACAGUAUGGCAAGCCUUAACUGCAUAAGAAAGUCUACCAAGCCAUGGAAUGGAGGGAGAUCCAUGUUAGACACAAUUAAAAAGGGACACAUCACUGGCCUCACAGGAGUCAUGGAGUUUCGGGAAGACAGCUCGAAUCCCUAUGUCCAGUUUGAAAUCCUUGGCACAACCUACAGUGAGACCUUUGGUAAAGACAUGCGCAAGCUGGCGACCUGGGACUCGGAGAAAGGCUUGAAUGGCAGUCUGCAGGAGAGGCCCAUGGGCAGUCGCCUCCAAGGACUGACUCUCAAAGUGGUGACUGUCUUGGAAGAGCCUUUUGUGAUGGUGGCUGAGAACAUCCUUGGACAGCCCAAACGUUACAAAGGGUUCUCCAUAGAUGUGCUGGAUGCAUUGGCUAAGGCUUUGGGAUUCAAGUAUGAGAUAUACCAGGCCCCUGAUGGCAGGUAUGGUCACCAGCUUCAUAACACCUCCUGGAACGGGAUGAUCGGGGAGCUCAUUAGCAAGAGAGCAGACUUGGCCAUCUCCGCUAUCACCAUCACCCCAGAGAGGGAGAGCGUUGUGGACUUCAGCAAGCGCUACAUGGACUACUCUGUCGGGAUCCUCAUCAAGAAACCCGAGGAGAAAAUCAGCAUCUUCUCCCUCUUUGCCCCCUUUGAUUUUGCCGUGUGGGCCUGCAUCGCAGCCGCCAUCCCUGUAGUCGGUGUGCUCAUAUUUGUGUUGAACCGGAUACAGGCUGUACGGGCUCAGAGCGCUGCCCAACCACGACCUUCUGCUUCUGCCACCCUGCACAGUGCCAUCUGGAUUGUCUAUGGAGCCUUUGUUCAGCAAGGUGGUGAGUCGUCUGUGAACUCUGUGGCCAUGCGCAUUGUGAUGGGCAGCUGGUGGCUCUUCACCCUCAUUGUGUGUUCCUCCUACACAGCCAACCUCGCUGCUUUCCUCACAGUGUCCAGGAUGGACAACCCCAUAAGGACGUUUCAGGACCUGUCCAAGCAACUGGAGAUGUCUUAUGGCACCGUGCGGGAUUCUGCUGUAUACGAGUACUUCAGAGCCAAGGGUACCAAUCCCUUGGAGCAGGACAGCACUUUUGCUGAGCUCUGGCGGACCAUAAGCAAGAAUGGAGGUGCCGACAACUGUGUAUCCAGUCCUUCAGAAGGCAUCAGAAAGGCCAAGAAGGGGAACUACGCGUUUCUGUGGGAUGUGGCCGUGGUGGAGUACGCAGCCCUGACAGAUGACGACUGCUCCGUGACUGUCAUCGGCAACAGCAUCAGCAGCAAGGGCUACGGGAUUGCCCUGCAGCAUGGCAGCCCCUACAGGGACCUCUUCUCCCAGAGGAUCCUGGAGCUGCAAGACACAGGGGACCUGGAUGUGCUCAAGCAGAAGUGGUGGCCGCACACAGGCCGCUGUGACCUCACCAGCCAUUCCAGUGCCCAGGCUGAGGGCAAAUCCCUUAAACUACACAGCUUUGCCGGGGUCUUUUGCAUCUUGGCCAUUGGCCUCCUCCUUGCCUGCCUUGUGGCUGCUCUAGAGUUAUGGUGGAACAGCAACCGGUGCCACCAGGAGACCCCCAAAGAGGACAAAGAGGUGAAUCUGGAACAGGUGCACCGGCGCAUCAAUAGCCUCAUGGAUGAAGACAUUGCUCACAAGCAAAUUUCCCCAGCAUCCAUUGAGCUCUCUGCCCUGGAGAUGGGGGGCCUGGCUCCAAGCCAAGCUUUGGAGCCCACGCGGGAGUAUCAGAACACCCAGCUCUCGGUCAGCACCUUUCUGCCUGAACAAAGCAGCCAUGGCACCAGCCGGACACUGUCGUCAGGGCCCAGCAGCAACCUGCCACUGCCACUGAGCAGCUCAGCCACCAUGCCCACGAUUCAGUGCAAACACAGGUCGCCCAACGGAGGACUGUUCCGACAGAGCCCUGUGAAGACCCCAAUCCCCAUGUCCUUUCAGCCCGUGCCUGGAGGCGUCCUUCCAGAGGCUCUGGACACCUCUCACGGCACCUCCAUCUGACCGUCGCCUGCCCUCUUGCCCGUCUGCCCACCCACCCGACCAGCAGAGCUUUUUAAUACAAGAAAAUGACAACACAGACCACACACACACACACACACACAUACACACACGGACUCUUUCAUUUUUCUUGUACAUAAAUGUAAAUAAUGACAGAAUGGAGUGGGGUAAAAGUGUAUUUUGAAUAUUCCCAAUUUUCGAAGUCAGUAAAAAACAAAAAAACAACAAAAACUGUAUGAAUGACUUUGUAAAUUUUGUUCUAUAUGAAUAAAAAGGCAAAUUACUUGUGAUCAUUCUGAAGUGCCAAAGGAGCCUCCUGUUCCUGGACCCUUCCGAGGGCAGGAAGGACCAUCGGAAAAGAAGCUCCUGGCUGCUGGGGAGGAAAGAAGACGUGGAGGAGCCCCGAAUGCCGCUUGCUGCUGUGCCAACAGCUUUCCCUCUUGUCCUUCCUUACAAGUCCCUCAUUAUUCCUUCGGUGUCCUUGGGUGGAUUCAGUGUGUGCCUGAGUCUGGAGCCCAGGUUGUGUGGACCCAUCUGGUCCCUGACCUGUAGGCUGACCUGCCCUAGACAUGGCGCUGGACAAUCAGGCUCAAGAUGCUGAGGUCGCUGUGUGUCACAGUGUGUAGCAUGCAACUGUCCCCAAGGCCUCAGAAAAGAUGCCCAUAUUGAGGUCACAGUCUCUGAGGCUUUGAUAUCAAUGUGUUUGAACAACAUAUUAUUGGUCUUUUUUUUUUUUUAAAUCUCUUUUUACUUAGGAGAAUCAGUCAGUGAUGGCAACACCAUCUAGGCAGAGGUGAGACUGUCCUGAGUGGGACAUCCUUUAUUAUAGGUUGAAUUUGUCAUAUGGAUUGUAUGACAUAUGGAUUGUAAGAAACCAGGUAAAGACUGUUCGCUUGGAUUAGGGCUUAUAGCUCUGAUCAAAAGAAAAGUGUAGCUACAGACACAGGGAGUAGAAGUACACAGGUAAAAGGCUUCCACUGAAAUGAGUUAGGGGAAUUUUCUCCAAAUUAUGGGGAGAUUGAGGAUAAACAAGAAGGACCACGUAGGGAAUUAGCUUGACUCUUUCAAGAGGAGUCCUAAUGAAGCUAUCCAUAGUCCUUAAAGACAUGUCUUUAGCGCUUUAUAAAGUUGGCUAAACAGGACCAGAUCUCAGCACUAGCCCUUUCUCCAGAAUUACUGUGUUUUCAACACCAGGAGUCCUCAGACAAUAAACCAGCCCACAGCAGGGAUCCUUCAGGCUGGAAGAAUCUUCUAUCCUCUGAGAUGGUGAAUUUGCAGGGAAGUCCUGUUUGAUAAAACAAGGCUAACCUAAGGCUCUUCCCUCUCUACAUUGCCCUUUGUGGGGUAACUAAACUGUAGAACCAGCAAUGAUCCCUCCGGGGGAAUCUGAGCUGUAUCACUGUAAGCUGCUUCCUCCCAUUUUGAAGACCAAGGUGUCUCUGAUCUCCUACACUGCUGGGAUGUAGAACAUAACCCCAUCCAGUUCCAAAAGUAUAGAGCUCCUACCCGAACUACAAAUUGAGGUGUUAAGAUCUUGGUCUGUGGUUACAGAGAAACACACCAUUUCUGUCUAUUACUUCUUCUGUACUUCUAUAUUUUUGUAGAGUUAGUUGAGAGAUAGAUUCAUGAAGGUAAUUACUGGCCCAGGAUGAAUUUAUUUCCCAAAGUCCCUAAUGAUGUUAACGAGUAUAAAGAAGUUACUGUAUCACAGAGUCAGCUAAAAGCACCAGAACAAAACAAGACAAUGUUCACAGUCAUGUAUAAUUGGCUACUGGGAAUUCCAUGAUACUAGUGUGACUAGAGUGAUUUAUCAGCAUUUCCCUAGUCAGUGUGUGGACCGUGGAGACAGGUGUGCACGGCAAAGCCUAGGUGGGCUACCUAGCUUGCAAAGGCUUUGUUUUCAUUUCAUCAGCACUUUGGGCAACUUGCACUGGAGGGUUAAUUUUUCAUAUAUAUAGUCAUUUAAAAAAUCAAACUCUGGUCUCACUG